UCUAAUUGCCGUAAAUUAUCGAUAACAAAUGAUUUCAUCUACCUGAAUGAUUGGGAGGACACGUACAGAGACAGUACGGAGCUCUGAGGUUGUUGUGAACUAACUUCAAAACUUUCAAAGACAUGCCAGGAAAGCAGAAGUCCUUCUGUUGGUGUUUUGGGGGACGGCCUCCAGAAAUCACAUACGGAAUAGAAAAUGGUGCCCCCCUUAAAGCUAUGGCGGUCGACGUACCAAUGCCAACAGAUGAGGACGAACUCAACGCAAAAUUUGACGAAAUUGUUGCGGAGUUAGAUGUGGACAAACCCCACAGAGAUGCCUUGUACAGUUUACCUCCGGAGAAGAAAUGGCAGCUCUACUGUAGCAGGGUACAGGACAGAGACAAUACCUCAGCAGACAGCUAUGUAGACAAAAUCAAAGCAUUAUCUCCUAAUCAUGUGACCUUUGACAUUGAGGAAGAAGAUGCUCGCCACAAACAAAUGGACAAUCUGAAAACUGCUCUCCGCACUCAACCAAUGAGUUUCGUGACACGAUUUAUUGAGUUGGAUGGCCUGCAGAGUCUCCUAAACUUCCUGGAAAAGAUGAACUAUGAGACACUACAGGGCAACACACACACGGCAGCAAUUGGCUGUAUUAAGGCACUCAUGAACAAUUCGCAAGGAAGAGCGCAUGUAUUGGCCCAUCCCAAUUGUAUCAACAUCAUUGCUCAGAGCUUGGCCACAGAGAACAUUCGAACCAAAGUGGCCGUGUUGGAGAUCUGUGGUGCUGUGUGCCUUGUUCCAGGAGGUCAUAAGAAAGUUCUGGAGGCAAUGCUUCAUUUUCAGAAGUUCUCAGCAGAACGUACCAGAUUCCAGACCUUAAUAAAUGACCUUGAUCGCAGUACCGGCAUUUACAAGGAAGAAGUGAGUCUGAAGACGGCUAUCAUGUCAUUCAUCAAUGCAGCACUACGAUACGGAUCGGGACAGGACCACCUCGAGUUCCGCUUACACCUACGUUAUGAAUUCUUGAUGUUAGGGAUCCAACCAAUCAUUGAAAAGUUGAGAAAACAUGACAAUGCAACACUGGAUAGACAUUUAGACUUCUUUGAAAUGAUGAGAAGUGAAGAUGAAAAACAAAUGGCAAAGAAAUUUGAAAAUGUGCAUGUGGACACAAAGAGUGCUUACGGAAUGUUUGAUGUGUUGAGGAAGAAAUUGACUAUGUCUACAGCUUACUCACACUUCAUGUCCCUGCUGCAGCACCUCCUCCUCUUCCCAUUUGGUAAUGACGCAAAUGUGGUAGCAGUAUGGCAGAUUGUUGAUCGGAUAGUCCAGCAAGUAGCAUUGCAGCAGAAAAGUGGACAGGACCCAGACUGUACAGUAGUGGAAAUGAAUGUCAAGGGGCUCAUACGACAAAUGAGUAGUGAGUAUGAUAUCAAAACAUGGCAGCAAAAGAUCAGAGAUUUGGAGAAAACUACAGAUGACCUUCAGAACAAAGUGGCCAAAAAGGAGAGAGAAUGUGAAAUCAAAGCUGAGGAAAAGGACGAACUGUCAUCGACGGUGACAAGGAUGAAGACUAAGUUGGAGAAGGAAAUGCAGGCACAGCAGGAAAUGAAACAGACAAUAGCCGAAUAUUCUGCCCAAAUAGAGGCUUUACGAAACCAGUUAUCUACUGAGAGAGGUGAGAGGCAAAAGCUGACACAUCUCGUGAAGACAGGCAGUCUUCCAGAUGAUGCUAAGGUGGGGCUGUCAACAGCAGCUAUCAUGGACAUAGGAACUAAUGGAAUAUUACCUGACAUUAGUUCUAUUGGGGCCAAGCCUUCAGGACCUGCCCCUCCACCUCCACCAGGUCCACCACCUCCUCCUCCUCCCCCCUCUGCUCCAGGUGCACCACCUCCACCUCCCCCUGGUGGUGGAAUCUCUAGCAAGCCAUCAGGACCACGGCCUAAAAACCCAAUGAAGUCAUUCAACUGGACCAAGAUACCAGAUAUGAAGCUAACAGGAACCAUUUGGUGUCAACUGGACACAAAAAAGACUCUGAAGGUUUUAGACCUGGAGGAUUUUGAGCACAAAUUUUCAGCCUAUCAGAAGAAACAGAAUGAUGAUGGUGAGGACACAAACUCCACCAAGACUAAGACCAAGGAAUUGUGUGUGAUUGACGGGCGCCGAGCACAGAAUUGUACCAUAUUGUUAUCUAAGCUAAAAUUAACCAAUGAUGAAGUGAUGAAGGCCAUUUUAUCUGUGGACUCCCAGGAAGACCUCCCUAGGGAUAUGGUAGAACAGUUACUUAAGUUCAUACCUUCUGCAGAGGAGAUCCAGCUACUAGCAGAACAUUCAAAGGAGGUGGAUCAGUUGGCACGUGCUGACCGAUUCCUGUAUGAGGCCACUAGAAUUUCCCAUUAUGAACAAAGACUGAAUGCAUUGUAUUUCAAGAAAAAAUUCCAGGAAAGAAUGGGUGACAUUAGGCCCAGGAUAAGUGCUGUGGUGAAGUCCUCACAGGACCUUCCAACAAAUAAAAAGUUUAAACAGUUACUGGAGAUAGUUUUGGCCUUAGGAAAUUUCAUGAAUCGUGGACAAAGAGGAAAUGCUGGCGGGUUCAAGAUAGAAAGUCUUAACAAGAUGUUGGACACAAAGUCCAGUGUGAACCGGAACAUCACUCUUCUUCAUUAUAUGGUGGAAGUGAUGGAGAAAAAGUUUCCUGCCUUAUUGAAGUUAGAAGAAGACAUGAGUUGUUUAAAGGUUGCUGCUAAAGUCAAUUUGGUGGAGCUGGAUAAGGAUAUUGCUGUGAUAAAAGCUGGCCUAGAAGAAAUAGAAAAGGAACUGGAUUAUUUCCGAAACCAACCUUCUCAGGAUAGACGUGACAAAUUUGUGAAUGUGAUGAAUGACUUCAUUUCUGUGGCUUCCUAUAAUUUCUCUGAGGUGGAGGAACACCGAGACGAAAUGCUUCAGAAAUACAGUAAAACAUUGAAGCAGUUCAGUGAGGAGGAAGCCUAUGGUAGCAAACCCGAUGAGUUUUUCAGCAUUAUAGAUUCAUUUCUUUUCUCUCUAACUGAAGCCAAGACAGAGAACGAGCGAAUAAGAAAACAAAAAGAAGAAGAGGAGAAAAAAGCUCUUUUUGAAGAAUCUAUAAAGAAGGAGCGUGAGAGACUUCGGAGUAGGAGAGCUGACAGCCCAAUCCGAAAUGGUGUGGAGGCAAAGAAAUCUAACAAAGGUGAAUUUGAUGAGCUUAUAUCGGCACUAAGAACAGGUGAUGUGUUUGGUGAUGAAUUCAAAGCCAGGCGAAUCAGGAAGAAACAAACACCUAACAAAGAUGACACAAGGGAGAGAACUGGUCCAGUGUCAUAGCAAUGUUUACAGGGGAGACAACUCGUAUUGAUGAGUGUUCAUAAGUUCAAAUGGAGAUGAAAAAGGAAAAUUUUUAUUUGUUCACUUUCGUUUAAAGAAAUUGGCCAUAGAAGCUACUCUGCAUGAUUCUGUGUCUGGUUGGUGAAUCAAGAGUAGAUGGUACAUAAAUCUCCAUUGAAUCAGGUUGGCUGAAUUAGGGAAUUGUUCAUAUGUUUUUAUGAACUUACUUAUUUCUUUGGCUAUGCUAUAAAUGAGACUGUCAUGCGACUUUGAGGGGUUAUAAAAUUAUCGAGACUUAAAAGCUAAUAUUUCAAACUUCACUUGGAAGAUUUUUCCACCUAGAAACAUUA
Molecule: messenger RNA, 3667 nt
Organism: Ylistrum balloti
Lineage: Eukaryota; Metazoa; Mollusca; Bivalvia; Pectinida; Pectinidae
Product: disheveled-associated activator of morphogenesis 1-A-like
Exons: 27
Coding region: 123-3317 (1064 amino acids)
Biological process (GO): actin cytoskeleton organization
Molecular function (GO): small GTPase binding; actin binding
Source: RefSeq, a predicted model, not a curated record